UAGGCAGGAGGACAAUGCUGGUGUUUGUGCAACGGCCCCUGAGCGGCGGCUGGCUCUCUCAGAUCGCUCUCGCUUGACUACCAUUGCUGCACACAUUGUUGGAGUGAAAGGAAAGUGGACAGCUUGAUCCUGCCUGUGGGAUGCACUGACAGAGUCCUUUGUAAAUGGUGGAUUUCAAAUGUGGUAAAAGAAUACCGACAGUGGGAGAGAGAUCAGGUCUCAGUGCUGUGAGGACCAGCAAAGCAGAAAGGCUGGCCAGGAGACACAGAUCCAACUUUAGUGGUCAUUGCCACAAAGGAAAAAGGGCGUCCACCCAUGCCGUACGAGGGAGAAGCAGGCAGUCCGCUGCUGCCACAGUGAAGAAGAGGUGAACUUCGUUGGCGCCGUGUUGGACACCGGUGGGCUGUGGUGAUAACUCGGGCUGUGUGCCGACGUGUGGGAGGGAAGAGGAGUAGGAGGAGGAGGAAGAGGAGGAGGAGGAGGAGGUGGGAGAGGGCAGUAGCGGGUCUGGGCCUGGAGCCCAACCAGAAGCAGGAUGGCAGAGAAGAAAGUAAGCAGCCUCCCGGCUAAGCUGAUUAAUGGGGGCGUGGCAGGGCUGGUUGGUGUGACAUGUGUGUUUCCUAUUGACCUAGCCAAGACCCGCCUACAGAACCAGCAGGGUGCCCAAGUCUACAAAGGAAUGUUGGAUUGCUUGGCAAAGACAGUACGCUCCGAAGGCUAUUUUGGAUGCUACAGAGGCGCAGCAGUGAAUCUCACUCUCGUCACACCAGAAAAAGCCAUUAAACUGGCUGCCAAUGACCUCUUCAGACAGAAGCUCUCCACGGAUGGGAAGCUGCCGCUGUGGGGGGAGGUCCUGGCAGGCUGCGGGGCAGGGACUUGUCAGGUGGUGGUCACCACUCCUAUGGAGAUGCUGAAGAUCCAGCUCCAGGAUGCAGGAAGGCUGGCUGCCCAGAGGCCUGUCCCGUCUCCAGCUCAGGCCGCGGCUCCUGGUCCGGCUCCGUCGUUGGUGGCCCCCCCGCCGGCCCAGCCAAACCCUCGACCUCGGGCCUCAGCCACCAGCAUCACCCUGGAGCUGCUGAGGACUCGCGGCCUGGCCGGCCUGUACAGGGGCGCAGGAGCCACUCUGCUGAGGGAUGUGCCCUUCUCUAUGAUCUACUUCCCGCUGUUUGCCAACCUGAAUGCGCUGGGUCGCAAAGGGACGGGUCUGGGUUGCCAGGGUGACGCGCAGGACCGGGCCCCGUUCCUGCAGUCCUUUGUGGCGGGCUGCACCGCUGGCUCAGUGGCAGCUGUGGCGGUUACACCCCUGGAUGUUAUAAAGACUCGCCUGCAGACCUUGCAGAAGGGUGAGGGAGAGGACUCAUACAGGGGGAUUAUUGACUGCACACGCCGCGUCAUGAGGCGAGAGGGCCCGUCAGCGUUCAUGAAGGGGGCGGCAUGCCGAGCUCUGGUCAUCGCUCCUCUUUUUGGCAUCGCACAGGGCGUCUACUUCCUCGGGAUAGGGGAGGCGGUGCUAGGGCUGCUGGGAUAGCGGUGCUUGGCGUUGGAGGUGGUGUUGUUGUUUGUUGUUGUCCCUGUACAGAUAAUUCGCUGCAUUACUCAGCAGUGAAUGCACAUAUAUAAAAGAGGAAGGCCCAAACUGAGAGAGCAGUGAAUAUGGAGAGAAACGAAGAGAAGGAAAGGUUACAAUCGACUAACCAAAGGGGGGAAAAAGAGUGAUGUGUGAUAUAAGGAGGCUCGAAUGACUAAUAUGUGGACCAACAGUUCACACUAAUCGUGUUUGUCUAGAUUUUUACAUGCUGUCAGCAGGGUUCCACAGGUUAAACAGGGUCCUGUGUGUGUGUCUGUGUGUGUGUCCCACCAUUUCUGGAUUAUCCCAGGCUGCUUGUCACAGGAUGUCCAGGCCUGUUCCUCUGACCUGAGAGAUGAAUCUGUCUGGUUGUUAAUGAGAGAGGGCUGCUGCAAGUUGUUUGCGAACACUGACAAAAUUGCCAAGCAAUCACAGCGUGUGUGCACCUGUCCUUCACUCCCCUGCAUGCGACAAAUCCCUCUUUAAAUCUUUUUUUUCUGAGGCUAAUUGUUUUGUGUAACCUUUGGCUUAAUGACGUGUCUGAGUCUGAGCUGACAGUUUGGCUAGAAAUUCAAAUGCCAAUCAUUUCUGUUUCAAUGCUGGAUGUCUUGGAUGGCUUGGCGUCGCCUGCCUCCCCAGAUGAGCUCUCUUCCUCCUCCAUCCGUGAGUUCUGAGUUUGUAAUCUUGGAUUUCUGCAGCGGAGUGUGAGGAGGUGCCGGCUGCCAGCGACUCUGAGGUCUUUUGUUAAUCUGCUGGUAAUGCUUUAAUCCUAGUCUCUGUGUACUGUUUAACCUAACAAACAGCUCUCUUCCUGCGCACAGGCCGCAGGUUCGACUGCCGGGCCACUCACUCGUGGCCUUGACUUCCUCUUCCCCACGGCUCGCAGGGGCUGAAACCAAACCCUUGACAAACCUACGGCUGCAUUUACUGCUUAGUUUAACUUUUUCUCUUCCUUUUCUUUUUUUUAAUGUUGCUUUGGAUGAAACAUGCGCACAAUAAUUAAAAAAUUGCAACUAAAGCCUUAUCUUUGCCGAUAGUCUCUAUCCCAAAAAACAUAAAAACGUGUGUGUUAAGUCUUCAGUCAGUUUGGUGAAUUUUAAGGUGUUCAUGAAGUGUUCUUUCCUGGUACUUGUGUCCAAUUUAGCUAGGACAGGGAUAAUUGAUAAGACCCAUGGAGGGAGUAUGGCACCUUGUCUUGCCAACUAUUUGCAUUCACUUAAGUCCACUGGGUGGCACUAAAAACAUUUUUUACAUUUUUAAUGCCAGACUCAUGAUGAUGAGAAUAGAGUACCUGGGCUGCUACAUUUUUUUUCCUCAUUGUAGAGCAAACAUAGCCUGAACAGAAUAAAUGGUUUGUUUACGAGCUGUAAAUAAAUAAAAAAAAAGUCUCAUACAUACAGA
Messenger RNA from Myripristis murdjan (pinecone soldierfish), 2968 nucleotides. RefSeq names its product solute carrier family 25 member 18 (gene slc25a18). Gene Ontology annotation, molecular function: L-glutamate transmembrane transporter activity; L-aspartate transmembrane transporter activity. Gene Ontology annotation, biological process: L-glutamate transmembrane transport; malate-aspartate shuttle; aspartate transmembrane transport. The coding region runs from base 536 to 1528 and encodes 330 amino acids. NCBI's taxonomy places the organism in Eukaryota, Metazoa, Chordata, Actinopteri, Holocentriformes, Holocentridae. The record is from RefSeq and is a predicted model, not a curated record. The transcript has 11 exons.